GCCUGCCUGGGGAAUCGCCGCUGGUGCGGGUGCUGGAGGAGGAAUCCCGCAGCCGCCUGGGCCGCUUCAACCAGAAGGACGUCUCCAUGGUCUUCAGCAGCGUGAUGCGGCUCCACCCGUCCAGCCCUCACCCCCUGGUCGAGUCUUGCCUCAGCAGUUUGGAGCGGCACCUGGAGAAGGAGCGCCAUCCCCAGACCCUCUUUCUGCUCCUCUCCUACUACCGGCUGCGGGCGCAGGCGCUGCAGGGACACCCGGCCUCUGACCAGCAGCUGAUCAACAACCGCAAGAUCCUGCGCCUCGUCAGGCACACGCUGGGGCAAGUGAGUGCCAUGCGGGAGCACGAGCUGGCCCUCUUGGACGAGAUGCUGGCUCUGUGCGCCCAGGAGGCGAACAACAAGGCCCUGGAGGCCAUCUUCAGCUCUCAGCUCUUCUACGAGAACC
This is a messenger RNA of Balearica regulorum gibbericeps (East African grey crowned-crane), 441 nucleotides long. The record is from RefSeq and is a predicted model, not a curated record. NCBI's taxonomy places the organism in Eukaryota, Metazoa, Chordata, Aves, Gruiformes, Gruidae.